Messenger RNA from Trichoplusia ni (cabbage looper), 2188 nucleotides. RefSeq lists its product as uncharacterized. NCBI's taxonomy places the organism in Eukaryota, Metazoa, Arthropoda, Insecta, Lepidoptera, Noctuidae. Bases 221 to 1918 code for a protein of 565 amino acids. The record is from RefSeq and is a predicted model, not a curated record. The transcript is spliced from 11 exons.
UCAAUACAUCGUUAUCAACUUUUCGCAAAAAAGUUUUUGGGAUUAUACAGCAGUUAAAAAUAAACCUUUAAAUAUUGUUUUGAAGAAUUUCUACUUGCUGGGUAUUCGGUGUUAUAAUUUUUACGCAGGACCUAAAAUACCUUAUAUUCAGUUUUAUAUAAAAGAUCACGAUGAUUAUGUACAAGAUGAGAUCAUAAAUAUUCAGAAUGUAACAAAUGAAAUGAGUACGGUUUGGAAAUGUGAUUUCCAACGAAUAUACACAGCAGGAACGAAUGAUACUGUAAAAUCGAAAAACGGCAAGAAGUAUUGUGCUCACUUUAUUGUUUUCCAAAUUCACGUCAAAGGAGCUAAGAAAGCAUCGUUUACUGUUAAUAACUGGAAUCUGGAGACUCAGACAUCCGAACAGCUCUCCACGAAGUAUGACGGAGAAAUCGAUUACCAAUAUUCAGACGGAGGUCUGAUAUUUCUAAGAGCUAAUUCGAGUACAGGAAGUAAUCGAUUAAAAUAUUACGAUGAUAAAGGAACCCUGUUAUUUCAAACAGAUGAGAUGAAUUCUACAAUAAAAUUUCGUUCUGUUUUGACAGCACGUAAUAAUUACUUUUAUGUUGAAUGCGAACACUAUUCUACAGAACCGCCUGAUACAUAUUAUUAUAGAAUUAAAUUGGUUCUCAAGAAUCCGGAAGAAGAAGAUGAAGAAAUCAAAGUCCUAGUAAAUGGAUUAACAUUGGCUCCAAAAAUCACUUAUUCAAAAAACACAAGAACUUACAAUUACUUUUACGAAUAUGGUUUUGAAAACAAUUUGGAUGUUAUUUACGAGAACAAUAAAAAUGUGAAGGGUUCAAUUGGAUUGAAAGUUGAUAAAAACAUUUUGCUAGCAGAUACUUCAUCAGUUUCUAAUACUUCCGAACAAUAUUCAGUGAUGAAAAAGCAAAUGUCCACAGAUAAACUUAACGGGAAGACUGUGCUUUGUCGUUAUGUACAUGAUAAUAAUAAUAUUGUAUUAGUAAGUCUGCUUUUUCAGAACGGUUUGUUCGGAAAUUCAGGUGCACGUAUACUUGGUCUUCCUGAGAAAAAUAUACAAUAUGAGUAUACGAAAUCAUCUCGAAAUUAUUCAAUGACUUACUCAUAUACAUUAAAUGAGAUUGUCAAUCUGUCGUGUAUAAGUAAUUGGAGCAUAGCAACCAUUGAAAAAAUCGUAUGGCGUGAUAUAAAUAACAAUACUACAAUGAUUCCAAAUGAAAGUUAUGGGACAGUUGUUGCAUCAUUAUCAUUUAAAUUGACAGCUGAAUACAAUAACACCUACAUUCGUUGCGAGGUCCGAAAUCAUCAUAGUAUUGUAACAAACAUUGUUGAUGUUUUCCUUCAAUUGAAACCUAUAAAUGAAGUUCUUAGUUUAAUUACAGAUGAAAGCCAACCGCUAAUAAUAGUUGGUGGUUCAAUAGCAGCAAUGUUUGCUAUUGUAAUAGCAAUUAUUGCUUUAUACUGGUGGGCAAGAUCGCGGAAAAUCUCCAACGAGGAUAAUUACGAAAACUUCUCAAACGACAGCAUAUCACCGGCUUACGGCAGUCAAUGGGAAAAUCAUUAUGAAGACCCGUCAAAAGUUAACCAAACAAUAAGACAUAGUGAAGUGCCUACCGAAACACAUUAUACCGAAAUCGAUUAUUUUUUCAUUAAUCGUGAAGGCACAACACUAAGGGAUCAUUACGAUCAUUUAGAUCGCAAUUCGAGUAAUCCUAGUAAUUCGACAAGUGAAGUGAUUUUUAGAAAUAAUUGUCGUGAAGAAAGAAAUUAUUCUAUCAGUAAUUGUAAUAUUGGCUUUAAGAAUAAUAGUAUUUAUACUACUGAUCAACAAACGGAUAAUAAUGUACAUUGUUUAAAUGUAAAUAAUCAUGGUUAUUCUAAUACUAAAAGUUGUUAAUUGUAAGUAUAAAUUAAUAGAAUCGGGUAAUCGCGAGUUUGUGCCGCGGCGCCAAGGAAAAGAAAGAAAAAUCCACGAAUUCUUGUCCUGAGUCUGGGUGUCUUUGUGCAUGUGACUAAUUAAAUAAUUAGGACUUAAAUAAUAGCAUUAAAGUAUUUUUUACUGAAACUGUAAACUUAUUUAAACUUAGUUAAUAUAAUAGCUAUCGAGAGUUGGAAUUUAAUAGUAGUAGUAGUUCGACUCGCGAUCCCGCCGCGUCUGCUCAUGAUU